This is a messenger RNA of Tripterygium wilfordii, 3575 nucleotides long. RefSeq names its product probable E3 ubiquitin ligase SUD1. The transcript has 9 exons. NCBI's taxonomy places the organism in Eukaryota, Viridiplantae, Streptophyta, Magnoliopsida, Celastrales, Celastraceae. Gene Ontology annotation, molecular function: zinc ion binding. The coding region runs from base 142 to 3294 and encodes 1050 amino acids. Gene Ontology annotation, cellular component: endoplasmic reticulum membrane. The record is from RefSeq and is a predicted model, not a curated record.
AGCAAACACCAGUGGUUCCAUCACCGCCACAUCUCCAUCUGUCUUUCUUCGAACGCAAAUCAACGAAGAAAAGGGGAUUCAUACCUGCAACCCCACCUGAACUCGCCAUUCAACACCGACCCGACACUUCCCGAAUCCCCUAUGGAGAUAGGACCAGCUCCGUCGCCCCUGGGAGCUUUGGGGCAUAAGGAGGAUAGGACGACAUCUUCAACGGCAGCGGCUGACGAGGAGGACGAAGAUGUCUGCAGGAUCUGCCGGAACCCGGGGGAUGUGGAUAAUCCGUUGAGGUACCCUUGCGCCUGCAGCGGGAGCAUUAAGUUUGUGCACCAGGAUUGCCUGCUCCAGUGGCUUAAUCACAGCAACGCUCGCCAAUGCGAGGUUUGCAAAUAUGUAUUUUCUUUCUCCCCUGUUUAUGCGGAGAAUGCCCCAGCAAGGCUUCCCUUUCAGGAGUUUGUUGUUGGAAUGGGAAUGAAAGCGUGCCAUGUUCUGCAGUUCUUUUUGCGCCUUAGUUUUGUACUGUCCGUCUGGCUCCUGAUUAUACCCUUCAUAACGUUUUGGAUAUGGCAACUGGCUUUUGUGAGGAGUUUUGGUGAAGCACGGAGAUUAUUCCUGAGUCAUAUCUCCACUAGAGUUAUUCUUACUGAUUGUCUGCACGGGUUUUUUCUUUCUGCUAGCAUCGUCUUUAUUUUUCUUGGGGCCACUUCUCUGAGGGAUUACUUCAGGCAUUUACGAGAACUCGGAGGACAAGAUGCUGAGAGAGAAGCUGAAGGGGAUAGAAAUGGUGCUCGUGCUGCAAGACAUCCUGCUGGACAAGCAAAUAGGAAUUUCGUAGGUGAUGGGAAUGGUGAAGAAGCUGGAGGAGCUGGCCAAGUAAUCCGAAGAAAUGCAGAAAAUGUUGCUGCUCGGUGGGAGAUGCAGGCAGCACGGCUUGAAGCGCAUGUGGAACAAAUGUUUGAUGGGUUGGAUGACGCUGAUGGAGCGGAGGAUGUGCCCUUUGAUGAGCUUGUUGGCAUGCAGGGUCCUGUAUUUCAUUUAGUUGAAAAUGCAUUUACUGUUCUGGCGAGUAAUAUGAUAUUUCUUGGUGUUGUGAUCUUCGUGCCCUUCUCAUUAGGACGGCUUGUACUUUUUUAUGCAUCAUUGAUCUUUUCUACUGCUAGCGGUCCGGUGCUGUCAACAGUUAUGCCUCUUACCGAGACUGCCCUCUCUUUAGCAAAUAUCACCUUAAAAAAUGCAUUAACUGCUGUUACAAACGUGACAUCAGAUGGCCAAGAGAAUGGUGCGCUGGAUCAAGUUGCAGAAAUGUUGAAAGUAAAUGCAACUGGAUUAAAUGAAGUCUCAAACAACAUUAGCUCCCCACUUUCAGCUGAGCUAAUGGAAAGGGCCAGUGUUGGUGCAUCACGAUUCUCUGAUGUUACGACGCUUGCUAUUGGUUACAUGUUUAUAUUCUUGUUAGUCGUCUUUUACCUUGGAAUUAUUGCUUUAAUCCGCUACACAAAGGGAGAGCCUUUAACUAUGGGGAGAUUUUAUGGUAUUGCUUCAAUAGCAGAGACAACUCCAUCCCUCGUUAGACAGUUCUUGGCAGCAAUGAAGCAUUUGAUGACCAUGAUUAAGGUUGCCUUUCUUUUGGUUAUUGAACUUGGUGUGUUUCCUUUGAUGUGUGGAUGGUGGCUAGAUGUCUGUACUAUCAGAAUGUUUGGGAAGACCAUGGCUCAAAGAGUUCAAUUCUUUUAUAUUUCUCCUCUAGCAAGCAGUGCGCUGCAUUGGGUUGUGGGGAUUGUAUACAUGCUACAGAUCAGCAUAUUUGUCAGCCUUCUUCGGGGGGUUUUGCGUAAUGGAGUUCUUUACUUUCUUCGAGAUCCAGCUGAUCCAAACUACAAUCCCUUCCGUGAUUUAAUUGAUGAUCCUGUGCACAAGCAUGCGCGUAGGGUCCUCUUGUCUGUCGCAGUCUAUGGGAGUUUAAUUGUGAUGCUGGUAUUUUUACCUGUCAAACUUGCUAUACGGAUGGUGCCCUCAGUUUUUCCACUAGAUAUAUCGGUAUCUGAUCCGUUUACCGAGAUUCCAGCUGACAUGCUUGUCUUCCAGAUCUGUAUUCCAUUUGCUAUUGAACAUUUCAAGUUGCGGGCUACAAUCAAGUCUCUUCUACGUUACUGGUUUACAGCAGUUGGCUGGGCACUAGGUUUGACAGAUUUCUUACUUCCCGCACGUGAAGACAAUGGUGCUCAGGAGAAUGGGAAUGGUGAUCCAAACAGAGGCAUUCUUGCAUCAGAAGAUUCUAAUGUCACAGAAGAGUACGAUGGUGAUGAGCAAUCUGAUUCAGACAGGUACAGCUUUGUUCUCCGUAUUGUCCUCUUGCUAGUGGUAGCUUGGAUGACAAUGCUAGUCUUUAAUUCUUCAUUGAUAGUUGUACCGAUAUCUCUUGGUAGAGCACUUUUCAAUGCAAUUCCUGUCCUGCCUAUCACACAUGGCAUCAGAUGCAAUGAUUUAUAUGCUUUCGUCAUUGGAAGCUAUGUUAUUUGGACUGCUCUCGCUGGAGCUAGGUAUACCAUCGAGCAUGUUAGAGCAAAGAGGGCAGCAGCUUUGGUUGGCCAAAUCUGGAAGUGGUGUGGCAUUGUUGUCAAGAGCUCUGUACUAAUCGCAGUAUGGAUUUUGGUCAUUCCGGUUUUGGUUGGGCUUCUUUUCGAGCUUCUUGUGAUUGUACCAAUGCGGGUGCCUGUAGAUGAAAGCCCAGUUUUCCUCCUGUAUCAGGACUGGGCAGUGGGGCUCAUUUUUCUUAAGAUAUGGACUAGAUUGGUUAUGUUGGACCGCAUGAUGCCAUUGGCAGAUGAAAGCUGGCGGAUGAAAUUUGAAAGGGUUAGAGAAGACGGUUUCUCCAGGCUGCGAGGUCUUUGGGUUUUGCAGGAGAUUGUGUUGCCUAUAAUCAUAAAGCUUCUUACAGCCUUGUGUGUGCCAUAUGUACUCGCUAGGGGGGUGUUUCCUGUGCUUGGUUACCCAUUGGUAGUGAAUUCAGCGGUGUACAGAUUUGCAUGGCUUGGAUGUCUGUGCUUCAGUGUGCUGUGCUUUUGUGCCAAGAGAUUUCAUGUCUGGUUCACCAACCUUCACAACUCCAUACGUGAUGACCGCUAUCUAAUUGGUCGUCAGCUUCAUAAUUUUGGGGAAGAUAGACGUGAGAAGGGAAAUGUAGGAACUUCAUCUGAAGCGCAGAGUUCUCGUUUGGGUAGUGAUGCUUUAAUUCUAGAUGAGCGCGAAGCUGAUGUAGGAUUGAGGCUAAGACAUGCUACUCGGCAAGAUGCAUAAUUUUAUGUGGCAGAUUCAUAUGAGGUCUCAACUCUAAUUAACGCUACAUUUCAAAUGUUUGAUGCGUUUGCGUAGGAUCCAGAUGAACUGUGAAGGCCAUAGGCAAUGUGCUCAUAAUCUUAGGUUCCAUGUAUUGUGCAUAUAGUAUAUGUUUACUCAGUAAUUAGGGGAAAAAAAGUCACUUCUGUUUUUUUUUUUCUUUUUGAAAAUAGAAUCAUAUGAAUAUUUUGAUUUAUGUUGCAUCAGAUUGUUUGAAUGAGGCCAUAACUACAUUUUCCUUU